GUGCAGAGAGCCGGCUCUGGUAAAGUGCAGCCGGCUCUAGUGAAAUGGAAUGCAGAAAGCCGGCUCUGGAAGCUGCAGCCGGCUCUACAGGCAAAAAUUUGAAGACCGUUGUUUGGCGCGCGCGGAGAGAAGGCGCAAAGCCGGCUCUGGCUUUGUAGCCGGCUGUGAGGGUGCAUUUAAUGCACAACGGUCGAGUCAUUUGAAGAUUAUUAAUGUAUUUAAAGUCAGAGUUGCAAAGCUGGCUCAAAGUUUUGCAGCCAACUCCCGAGAAAAACAGAAUGGUCUGCAGACCCGGAUAGCCGGCUCUGGAAAUGUAAGCCGGCUCUGCAGAACCGGCUCUAAUAUGUUAAGCCGGCUCUCCUGACAAUUCUGCAGCUCGAGCUUUGUGUCCUGCAGAGCAUUUAAUGACCCCCAACGGCUAGAAACGGCUUUUUUCGAGCAAGGGGCUAUAAAUAUGGUUGGUAACAGAUCUGAAGAAGGUUGGAGAACAUUGCAUUGAAUAUCUUUACCUACCCAUUAGAGCUUUAACUUGAGUUUUUGAUCUUUGAGUGAUCAUUGCUUGUAAUCCUCUUCUUGUGCUAUUAUUGAGUGAUCUUGGGGGUGUGUUGAUUCCUUCAAGAGUGAUCUAUUGAGAGGAUUUGUGGGGCUUACAUUGUAAAGGGGUGAGGUUUGAGAGAAAUACUCAUCUUGUUGUAAAAGGAUUGAGUUGCUCCUUUAAGCCACCCUUGUUGUUGUUAGUGGAGAGUGUGGAGGAAAUCCUUGGUGAGUGAAGCCAAGGUAGAGAACUAGGCUCCAAGUGGUUGGACCCGAACCUCUAUAAAUCAUUGAGCAAGCU
This is a messenger RNA of Rubroshorea leprosula, 835 nucleotides long. Lineage: Eukaryota; Viridiplantae; Streptophyta; Magnoliopsida; Malvales; Dipterocarpaceae. The record is from the annotation of a GenBank genome assembly.